Molecule: messenger RNA, 1457 nt
Organism: Emericellopsis atlantica
Lineage: Eukaryota; Fungi; Ascomycota; Sordariomycetes; Hypocreales; Bionectriaceae
Exons: 1
Coding region: 364-1149 (261 amino acids)
Source: RefSeq, a predicted model, not a curated record
GAGUACAUGUGCGGACUCUGGAGGUCCGACGAGGUUGAAGACCCUGUCUGACUGGUAUGAGUUCCAUGUAUAACACGACCUUGAUCACCCUACCCGUUGUGGAACACAUCUUGGCCCCCAGCCAGCUGGGCCCCUGGUCUCGCAAUGCUUGAUUGUGUUAGCGCUUACUGCCCAAGAGCGAGCACAUCCUUCAAAUACGUGGGCUUGAAUUUCAAUCUGCACAUCUCAAAGUCCGAACCUUGCAUUCUCAAAGUGACCCUCACGUGCGACGAAAGCCAACACUGACCUGAGACUGGGCACUCUAUUUCUCAUCAAAGCACACCAACUUGGCCCAUCCAUCCGCCAACCACUCAUCUCCCCGCAAUGGAGGGCACCGCCAAGCUCGCGACGAUGCCCGCAAGCGAGACCAGUGGUCCGCCGCAAGUGAUAUCCAUCGGGCUGUGGCGCAUGGGCACAGCGUCCAUGGCCGCCGCCUAUGACACCAUUGGCCUUCGCCCGCACCAUUCGCUCGACAUGUUUGACACGCCAGAGCAAUGGGCGCUCUUCGAGAAGGCGGCUGAUGCCACCUGGCCUCAGGGAACCGCCAGCGACGGGACAGCUCUGUUCACACGCGCGCAGUGGGACGACAUCUACGGCCAGUACGGGGCGGUCACGGAGAUUGGCGCUGCUUUCGCAAAGCAGCUGGUCGAGGCCUACCCAGAGGCCAAAGUCGUCGUGGUGAGGCGCGACUUUGACAAGUGGUGGCCAAGCUUCCGCGACGGCGUCGCGGCGCCCGUCUUUUCGCUCCAGGGGACAUUUCUCCUGUACUGCGUGCUGCCUGUCAUUGGCAAUCGUGGGCUGGCGGCGAUGCGCAAGGUCCUGGGGGGUUUCUUUGGCGCGAACAGUCUGGCUGGGAUCGAGAGGAAUGCCAAGGAAACUUACGAUGCGCAUUUUGAGAGCAUGAAGGCGUUGGUGCCCCCCGAGAGGCUGCUGGAGUACCGUCUCGGGCAGGGAUGGGAGCCGCUGUGCUCGUUCCUGGGCAAGGACAUUCCCGAUGUCGAGUUUCCGUUCAUCAACGAGGCCGAUGCCCUGAGAGAGAGGCAGAAGCGGGAGGUCCAAGAAGUGAACGCGAAGGCUUUGGCCAAGAUACGGUCGUGGGUGCCGUGGUGACGCGUCGUAGACGUAUCUCGGAGUUGCGUGUCGGUGAAUUUAGAUGUUUCUGGCGGGACCAGACAGCAGCGAAUUUGGGCCUCACGAUUCAUCCCCCAAGUCCCUUACUCAAACGUCUCAUUCCAAUUAUGAAUGUGCGAAAACACCAUAAAUGAUCCUAGACGGUAAUGUGGGUGUGUCCCAAUCUUUUUCCCCGAGAUAAAUUGGACACUCACGUGACGGUUGGCGACACGAGUCUCACCUCAUCCGAUGGGACAUUUGUCAAUUGAACAACGUCCCUGAACUCAUCCAUCGCUCGCCUUUCUUAC